CUCGUGUGAACAAUGCCGCUAGAGUGAUAACCGCGCAAUCUGCGCUAGAUAACACGGAGAGUGCGCAUGCGACACCUCGCCACUCCACAGAGGUUUGUGGGUCGUUGCGGUCCUCUCCGACCUUUGUUAUUGAACCAUGGCGAGCGUGGAUUAUUCGCAAGUGCCGAUCAAGGAAAAGGCUUUUUACAAACCGGAACUUAGCGAAGUGGUCGAUGUGUUGUCCCGAGGCCUGAAGGCGAAUUUCGAGUCGGUGAGCGUGGCGGCGGUGGACUGCCCCGACCUCACGCAGGAGCCCUUCAACCUCACCACUCCAGGCCUGAGCGGUAAUGCCAAGCUGAUAGAGUUAGGCGGACCGCCGUACCUGGUGCCUCUGGUGCAGCGAGACAAGAUUUACGACCUGGCUGCGCUCGCGAGGCACCUGCAGCGCGACCCUGCCAGCCUGCUGGGCGCCGGCGCCGGGCCCUGGCCGCACAUCGGCGUCAACUGCGAGGGCAUCAUCGACCUGACGGUCCGCAACGGCAGCGUGACCCAGGGCACGCACAUCGUGUCUGUGGAGCCCGUGGGUGCCAAGAAGGGUGCCAGCGGGUACCUGCAGCGGCGGCUGCCGGCCUCGGAGACGAGGACUGCGCUGCUCGGGAACUACUUGCUCAGCGACGGCAGCCCAGGGAAGGUCAUAAAGGUGGUCGCCAAGAAGCGCAUCGGCUCGGCCAACUUCAUCACCGCCAUCCGGGAGACUCUCAAAAACCACUACGGCGACAAAGUUGUUGGUCUGGGCGGCGCGUUCCUGCUGCGGACGGGCACGGUGAAGCACCACGUGAUGCCGGACUUCUCCAGCUCGGCGCUGUGCAGCGACGCGGACGUGGACGGCUGGCUGCACUACUUCGACAUGCGCGCGCCCAUCGUGCACCUCGGCACGCUGGUCACCGGCGACCUCGAGCUGGACCUGCGCGUGCAGCACUUCCACGGGCGCAGCGCGCACGGCGACGGCGGCCACUACCACUACGACACCUCCCCCCUCGCCGCGCACUACGAGGGGUACUUCACCCUCGCCGACAGCGUCUACAGGAUAGACCCGCCCCCCGUCACUCACACCCUCGGCAGGGACUAAGCUAGACACAUUUUAUUUUCACGGGGUAAAAUGAUUUUAAACUCGUAUCUAUAUGGAUACUAGUUCGGAAUAAACUUCUUACUAUUUUAUUUAUAUGAAAUAAUUGUGUAAAUAUGUAUUUAAUUAAUAUGUUUCAUAGACUUUUGUUAAUUUAUUCCUUGCGGAUUGGAAUUGUAAUAGGUAACUUUCGUAAAGGAAUUUCCAUAUACGAGUGACUGGCAUAAAUGUUUCAUUCGGCAUGGGAUAUCGUACUUCUCGCUCAAAUAGGAUGGAAAGAAAAGACAAUAUUCUUCAUUAUAAUCGUUUAUUAAUAAUUUAUUUGCAUUAAAGAUAUGCGUAUGUAAAA
Messenger RNA from Plodia interpunctella (Indianmeal moth), 1454 nucleotides. RefSeq names its product ester hydrolase C11orf54 homolog. Gene Ontology annotation, molecular function: zinc ion binding; hydrolase activity, acting on ester bonds. The record is from RefSeq and is a predicted model, not a curated record. Gene Ontology annotation, cellular component: nucleus. Lineage: Eukaryota; Metazoa; Arthropoda; Insecta; Lepidoptera; Pyralidae. The transcript has 8 exons. The coding region runs from base 137 to 1108 and encodes 323 amino acids.